UCUCGCUUGGUUUAUUCAUCUAUUUGGCAACCUAGGAAGACUGAACCAGCACUCAACUCUUCCUCACCACUCCAGAUGUGUCUGUAAAAGCUUCCUUGUCUCCGGCAUCCCUGCAACAAGCUCUAAAGAUUUCAAUCUCUCCGAAAGGAUUGCGAUCUUCAGCAGUAAAAUUUGGUAUAUUGUUUGGAUCUCAAGAGAAGAGAUCAAGAAGAUACCUCGUGUGGUGAUAAAUGGCUGCUUCGUGGAGCUUCUCUGAGGACAAGGAGUUUGAGAACAUGAUUGCGGUGCUGGACCAUGAUGGCGAGAAUUGGCUCGAGGAGCUCGCCGCAGGUGUCCCGACUAAAAGCGUCGAGGAGGUGCGAGACCACUACCUUGACCUCGUCUCGGACGUCGACCUCAUUGACUCCGGCCUCUGCGAGGGUCAUCACUACUUUGCGGAGGGGGAAUUAGGGUUUCCCAAAGAUGUUAAUAGCAAUAGCUCGGCUUCAGCGGAGGUGGUGGCGGCGGAGGAGGAAGUGAUGAUUGACGUCGAGACUGGGUUGACGCUGGCGGAGUUGAAAGAGGUGAUGGCGCUGCUGGGAGAUGAAGAAGAAGGUGCAGAGAAGGAGGUAGGAGGGACGUCAUCAUCAGAGGCAGCACCGGAUGCGGCGGCUGUGGCAGAGGUGGAGGCAAGGAAGAGGGUGGUUAAGGCGGCGGCGUCCGUGACCAAGGGGAAGAGUUGGACUGAGGAAGAGCACAGAAUGUUCCUGAUGGGUCUAAGUGUCUACGGGCGUGGAGAUUGGCGGAACAUUGCCAAGUACUUUGUCACCACAAGAACUCCAACUCAAGUGGCUAGUCAUGCUCAAAAGUACUACAACCGAAUGGAACGCAGCUCCAAGGGGAUCAAGCGCCGAGCAAGCAUACACGACAUCAGGAGCAUCACACCUCUACAGAAGUUAGCACAUAUGAGGAGCCUAUUCUCGGCAAUGAAAAGGAACAAACUUUGCAAUAAGACCAACAAUGUUCUAGAUCAGGCAAGUGCAUACAACUUACAGGAGAGUAGGGAAGGUGCUUCUUCAUCUCUAGCCAAUGCUGAAGAGGCAUCAUCAGCAUGAAUCACUGCAACCUGACAUAUACUAAUUACAAAGAAACAUGUGAGAGGGCGGCAGUAGAGUUUGACAUUAAAAUAGUUGUCUGCAUGUAAAAUACUCUAUGUAUUGAGGACAAUAGUAUAAUUUGGCAUGUAACA
Molecule: messenger RNA, 1228 nt
Organism: Zingiber officinale
Lineage: Eukaryota; Viridiplantae; Streptophyta; Magnoliopsida; Zingiberales; Zingiberaceae
Product: transcription factor SRM1-like
Exons: 2
Coding region: 231-1094 (287 amino acids)
Molecular function (GO): DNA binding
Source: RefSeq, a predicted model, not a curated record